Scylla paramamosain (green mud crab) is the source of this 5027-nucleotide messenger RNA. Its product is annotated as prostatic acid phosphatase-like. Gene Ontology annotation, molecular function: phosphatase activity. Gene Ontology annotation, biological process: dephosphorylation. The record is from RefSeq and is a predicted model, not a curated record. Lineage: Eukaryota; Metazoa; Arthropoda; Malacostraca; Decapoda; Portunidae.
GGUAGUCGCUCGAAGAAAGUGAGACGGUGAGAGGUUGGACGGGGCCGACAAACGACACGUGCCUCUCCUCUCCUCUUCCCCUUAGUCAUGACAACCUCUCCUCCUCUUCUCCUUCUUCUGCUCUUCCUCAGCCUCCUGGACCAUCAUGCGUGGGCCGACGAGCAAGACAGCACCCUUCAGCUAGUCCAGAUGCUUUACCGCCAUGGGGACCGCUCGCCCAUCACGCUGUACCCCACUGAUCCCCACGGCAAUGUGUCUGCCGUCUGGCCCAUGGGUCUCGGGCAGCUCACCAAGAAGGGAAAGGCAAUGCACUAUGAGCUGGGGCAUUGGCUGAGGGGCCGCUACAACACAUUGGUGGGGGCUGAGUGGGUGCCAGAGGAGCUCGUCGUCCGAAGCAGUGACACCGACCGUACCCUCAUGUCUGCUGCCUGUAACCUCGCUGCCUUCUACUUCCCUAAGCAUGAGGAGGAGAGGUUUGAGAAGCACCUUCCCUGGAUGCCAACCCCUAUUCAUACUGUCCCUGCUAACCUAGAUAAACUUAUAUUAAUAGAUUCCUCCUGCCCAAGAGCCAAGGUGGAGGAGAAGAACCUGGAUGACCUACCGGAGGUGAGGAAAAUACUGGACGAGAACCAGGACCUCUUCAAGUUCCUCUCAGAGAAGACAGGAGAGACUGUGGACAACAUCACAGCAGUUAGCUACCUCUUUGACACCCUGCAGAUCGAGGCAGCAUACAACCUGACACUACCCAGCUGGACAAAGGAUAUUUGGGAGAGGAUGGAAAGGUUGCUUUUGAGCUUCAAGUUAAUGGCAUACACUCCAGAACUCAAAAGUCUCAGAGCAGGCCCUCUCAUCAAGGAGUUUGGGGACAACAUGAAGAAGAAAGUGGCUGGCAACUCUUCUUCCUCCUCCAUCUCCAACACCAAGAUCUACAUGUACUCAGCUCAUGACGCUACCCUAGCUAUCCUGACAGAGGCCCUUGGGGUGUACAAUGGUCUCCCUCCCCCUUAUGCUACCGUUUUCCUGCUGGAGUUACACAAAGUGGGCGACCAGCAUUUUGUGAAGAUGUAUUACCACAACGACACAGCGAUGAAGGAGCCUCCUUACCCACUGGUCCUGCCCGGCUGCUCCGAGAGGUGCCCUCUAGACAACUGGCUGUCACUCACGGCCAAGGUAGUGCUGGACGACUGGGAUAAAGAGUGCCAUUCAGGUUACCCUUUUGGCCUUUCUCUCAAUACCUUUGCUGCCAUCUGUGCAGCAGUGAUACUUGGGGUGCUGCUCCUCAUCCUGCUGAUCUACAACCUCAUCAUGUGCCACCGCCGGAAGAGCCACUUUGCCUACAGACCCGUCCCCAGCUCCAGCCCUUAACAGGCCCACAGGGGAAAGUUCAAGGUGCUGACACACCACCAAGUGUUCCCACCUUGUCAGGGAUCAUUGUUCCCUAAAGAAAUGAGUUGCUGCCAGGUGUGUUGCCUCUCAUGUUGUGUGUUGUCUGGUGGAAGUCAUUGGUGGUGUGGCUGCAGCCUUUGUUGUGAGUGUUGAUCUUAUAUAUUAUAUUUUAGCAACACAUCCAGACUGGUUGUGUGAAGUAGCGUUGUAGUGUUGUGUAGUGGUUGCAAUAAUUUUAUGUUCUCCAUAUUUAUUUAAGGUUAUUUUUACAUAUUAGCUGCCUUCAUGUAAGUGAAAACCAUUCUUUCUAAUGGAUGUCCUUUUUAUGCUGUAUUUAUUUUUACGGAGGUUGUGACAGAGUUACGGCGACAACUCACGUGACGGUCAGACAAUACGUCACUUUUACAAGCGUAAUUUAUGGUGCCAAUUUUUUAUUUUUUUAAGCAGACCAUUGUCAUUGAGAUGGGAAGGCAAGAAUUCCAAGACACACAUCCCAAGGCAUACAAUGCCUUCAUAAUGGACACUUUCAUUCUGAACCGCCUCUGCCUGCUUCAUCCACCACAGCCACCACACACAUUCCCUGAACAUUAUGCUCACCUUAUAUCAAUAAGUUGUUUAACUCACAAGGAUUCUUUAAUUGCAAGGAUUCUCCUCUCCCUUACAAGGGGACAGUUAACUGAAGUGGUGCCCUUAGGCUGAAAGUCAGUGAUCCCACUGACUGUUGAUAUGGCUGUAAAGCUUACAGUAAAAAAAAAUAACAAAAAAACAAAGCUUUAGAGAAUAACUGCAUGGCUCAGUGUGAGUAUUCAGCUGUGUGGCCUCAAGAGUCACAAGUUCAUGCCUUGCCCCAGGCAGUCGCCUACUGAGGAAGACUAUCUUUUCAUUAAUCCAAUCAGAGAUUUUACUAUCCAUACAUACUUGCCUCAAUCUUGUGACUUUAUUAUGAAGUGAUUGUCAUCGGUGUGUGUGUGUGUAUGUGUGUGUCCAAGUUGUUGCAUAAUGUCUGAGCUGCCGGUGCACCUCAGCCUUUCAGAAUGAUCAGAUGUACAAGAGCAAACGCUUAAUCCUUCCAGUUCAGAGAAGACAGCUAGACUGCAUUGUUGUGAAAAAUUUUACUGAUAUAAUAUUUAUAUACAUAUAUAUAGGAAUAGUAUAUAUAUAUAGUACAUGUAUUUUUGGACUUUACAGUACAGGUCUUCAUAUAUGUUUAUUUAUUCUAUGAAGUCUAUUGUUGUGAUUAUCCCUCAAUGGUGAUAUUGUUAUGAAGGUCUAUAACUCAUCAUAAAAAGGAUGUACUUAUAAUGUCGCCAAGUGUGUGUGAAUCUGUGAACCAAGAGAGCACCUUACCUAUGCAGUGGCAUCAUUUCUCUGCCAGUAAGAUUGUUACAGUGUACAGAAUUACACUUCUAGACUUUGCAUGUGAUUCAGAAGUCUGCCCUUCCAAUCUAAAAAAGAAUCUGUCAUGAUGUUCAACUUGAGUGAUUCAUAAUAUGGUUUUCUAUAAAUUUCUAGUGAGUAAAAUCUUGUGAAUAUUUGUCAUGUGGAUUUAGUAAUGUAAAAGUACAGCCAUCAAUUUUACUGACACACUGUGUAGCAUAGGAAGGACUCUCUGUGUUGAGUGAAUGAUGUACAUAUCUUUGCUUGCCACACUACUGUAAGGAGUUUCACAAUGACUGUUUGAAAGUAACUAGUUCAUUGCAAGCAUUUCAAAACAUCCACAUGGCCUAUGCAAUGUCUCCAACAUGCAUGUUAUAUUUCACACUUGUCACUUCUCUCACUGCCUGACUUCAGCAUACAAGUGAAAACUGGUAAAUGGUGACGCUUUUGCUUCUCUGCAAGUAAUGUUAGUUUGAUUCGUACAGAACAUUAUUUAAACAUAAAAAGGACCAAAGUUUCAAGCUACCCCUCCACAGCAGCCAUCGGCUGUUAGAGGAAGAAAAGCGAUGUUAGUGAACGGAUUCUUGACUGUUUUAUAUUGCAUUUGUAUGUGUAUUUUUUAAAAAGGUUUCUUUAAGACCUUUAAUGUUAAAUGUAUACAAAUAUUUAGUGGUCACAGUAGAAUGUGCAGAACUCAACAUAUCUUGAUAUAUUCAUUUGUCAUAAUAAUAGUGACGUGCUAAGGGAAGAAAGGAUAAUGGGAAAACAUCACCUCCCGUAACAUGUCACUCUCUGAAGAUGCUCAUGAGACAUGGUCACCAAAGUUUUGUGGAACAGCAGACAGUCCAGUGCAUCUUGCGAGGUGUGCUCUCCAGAGUCUCACGACAAUCAAAACUUAACCAAAUGGACACAGAUGCUUAAUACAACUGUGUCAGGCCAUCUCUGUUCAGCAGGUAUGCUUGUGUUACCACACAUGUGCAGUGACCUGACUGGUAAUGUAUGUGGUGCACAUGAGACCCCAGAAAUAGUCAUUGUUGGCGGUGGCCUGUCUUGCUUUUCUGCUGCCUCCAUUCUAUGCAGAAGCAAAGAUUCAGUUCCUGUCAGUGGAGAAGAAAUGCUAGUGGUGGGACACUAGUUGAGGUGACCAGUGUGUUGGUGCCUGUGUUGUUCCUCACUCUGCACCACCACCAUUCCUCUCUACCAUUCUUUUAUGCCUUCCUGUAAUUUGUGUGUGUAAUGUGAAAUUUUGUAAUUUCCUCAGAGAUCUUUUACUACAUGUAAGCAAUAGUUCUCCUUAGCAUGGACAGUGUGUAUGGGAGUCUUGAUAGGACUGUAUAUACAUAUAUAUUGCCUCUGAAUAUUUAUCCUGUCCACAUUCAUGCAUCUUUAUACUUUUUCAAACCAGUCGCCAGCAAUGAUGGCACAACCUGGUGCACCUCAAGUGCUGGUCUCAAGCCCAGACAAAUGGGGAGGAUUGUGUCCGAAGGGCAUCUGGUAUAAAACUUAUGCCAAAUCACUGUGCAGAUCUAAUCUGCUGUAAAGCACCAAUUGUGUGCUAAUAAAGCUGUCAGAGAAGAUUGGUCUCAAACACUAUUAACGUGUUCUGGAGAUUCUUCAUUCAAGCCACGCUUGUGAUGUCUUAACCUGGAGACCUCUGAAAAGGCAGGAUAAGCACCCUUUAUAAAUUUAUAUUAGUUGAUACUAUUUGGAAAGUUGCCUUUAACUUCCAUUGUUUUGGUAUUGAAUUAGUCAGAUCCUAUGCUGGUGUGAAUGAUUCCUGUAAUUUCACAUUAUAGGCAACUUGUCACACCUGUAACUGGUGCCGAAAAAAUAGUGGUUUGGGCUAUUCUUGAAAAUUGGUUCCCUGAUUUGUGGAAUUCAAGUGUCCUGUGUUUGUGAGCAAUGAUGCAGCAUCACAAACACAUCCUGUAAUAAUCUAUGCACAUAAACUGAAAGAUGCUGAAGACAAAACAGUUGUGGGUAGCUAAAAAAAUAUUUUGUACAUUUCACUUGAGUAUUUUUAUAUUGUACUAAAAAUAUGGUGUUUGGAUUUGUAUUGGGUAAUAUGAUGUAGCAAACAUCCAUAAAUGGUCUCACUUGUGGGAAGAGCCGGUGAUGGUACAUAUGUGAAAUCAUAAAAUGUUAAUGUUACUGCAAAAAAGAGGAUGUGAAAAAGUACCAUGUUUGUGCUUGGCAUUACAUCUCAUUCUUCAUCAGUGUUAAAUUAUAUUUUUCUUUGUUUCCAAUAAAAUGUAUUCUUUUUU